AUGAUCUUAGAAUAUGGAUUGAAUACGGAGCAAGCUUGUGCAUUUAGUUUGAUAGCGGGUCAUUCCUUGACACAGAAUGGCAAACCACUUAGAAUGUAUUUAGGUGGACCUGGAGGAACUGGGAAGUCGUGUGUCAUCACUGCUGUUACGGAGUUUUUCAAUCGGCAUGGGCAGAACAAGUGUUUGCGAUUGACUUCAUUCAUGGGAGUUGCUGCUCGUAAUAUCGCCGGCAUGACAUUGCACUCUGCGUUAAAUUUGAAUCAACGCAGA
Molecule: messenger RNA, 270 nt
Organism: Suillus fuscotomentosus
Lineage: Eukaryota; Fungi; Basidiomycota; Agaricomycetes; Boletales; Suillaceae
Exons: 1
Biological process (GO): DNA repair; telomere maintenance
Molecular function (GO): DNA helicase activity
Source: RefSeq, a predicted model, not a curated record